GCGCUCUCUGGCGCCGCUGCGGCCGCCGGCUCCUCCUGGCCCCCCGCGGGCAGAGAGCGCCCGGGUGCUGCUGGGCGGUGGGAGCCCCCCGGGGGCGGCGGCGGCGGCGGCGGCUCCGCACACCCAAGAUGGCGGCGGUGGAGCUGGAGUGGGUGCCGGAGACGCUCUAUAACACGGCGAUCUCGGCCGUGGUGGACAGUUACGGGCGGGCCCGGCGCCGCGACAUCCGCUCGCUGCCCGAGAACAUCCAGUUCGACGUGUACUACAAGCUUUACCAACAAGGUCGCUUAUGCCAGUUGGGUAGCGAAUUUUGUGAACUAGAAGUUUUUGCAAAGGUGUUACGAGCUUUAGAUAAAAGACACUUGCUUCAUCACUGUUUUCAGGCUCUGAUGGAUCAUGGGGUAAAAGUUGCUUCUGUGCUGGCCUAUUCAUUCAGUAGAUGGUGCUCCUACAUAGCAGAAUCAGACUCUGAUGUAAAAGACAAAGCAAUCCAGAUUGGUUUUGUUUUAGGAGGGUUCCUAUCAGAUGCUGGCUGGUACAGUGACGCUGAGAAAGUGUUCAGUUCCUGCCAUCAGUUAUGUUCCCUUCAUGAUGAGAUGCCUCACUGGUGUCGUGCAGUAGAAUGUUGCGUAAGAUUGCUGCAUGUUCGAAAUGGCAACUGCAAAUACCACUUGGGAGAAGAAACAUUCAAACAAGCUCAGUCUUAUAUGGAUAAACUUGCAAAACAUGGUCAAAAGGCAAACAAAGCAGCACUUUAUGGGGAGUUGUGUGCACUGCUCUUUGCAAAGAGCCACUAUGAUGAGGCUUACAAGUGGUGUAUAGAAGCUAUGAAGGAGAUCAAAGUUGGCUUGCCAGUAAAAGUAGUGGUGGAUGUCUUAAGACAGGCUUCAAAGGCUUGUGUUGUAAAACGUGAAUUUAAGAAAGCUGAACAGUUAAUAAAACAUGCAGUAUAUCUAGCACGGGAGCAUUUUGGAGCCAAACACCCAAAAUAUUCAGACACUCUAUUAGACUAUGGAUUUUACUUGCUCAACGUAGAUAACAUAUGCCAGUCUGUUGCAAUUUAUCAGACAGCUCUUGAUAUCCGACAGUCAGUGUUUGGAGGUAAAAACAUCCAUGUAGCUACAGCUCAUGAAGACUUGGCUUAUUCUUCUUACGUUCACCAGUAUAGUUCUGGAAAAUUUGACAAUGCACUAUUCCAUGCUGAACGUGCUAUUGGCAUUAUCACUCACAUUCUUCCUGAAGAUCAUCUUCUCUUGGCCUCUUCCAAGAGAGUUAAAGCACUUAUCCUGGAGGAGAUUGCUAUUGACUGUCACAAUAAGGAAACUGAGCAGAGGUUACUUCAAGAAGCUCACGAUUUGCACCUGUCUUCACUCCAGUUAGCUAAAAAAGCCUUUGGGGAAUUCAACGUACAAACAGCAAAACACUAUGGCAACCUGGGCAGACUUUAUCAGUCAAUGAGAAAAUUUAAGGAAGCAGAAGAAAUGCACAUCAAAGCAAUUCAGAUUAAGGAGCAGCUUCUUGGUCAAGAAGAUUAUGAAGUCGCCCUAUCUGUGGGACAUCUAGCUUCUCUCUAUAACUAUGACAUGAAUCAACAUGGAAAUGCAGAAAAGCUUUAUCUGAGAUCAAUAGCAAUUGGAAAGAAGCUUUUUGGCGAAGGUUACAGUGGACUAGAAUAUGAUUACAGAGGUCUCAUUAAACUGUACAAUUCCACUGGCAAUUAUGAGAAAGUAUUUGAAUAUCACAAUAUUUUGGCCAGUUGGAACCGGUUGCGGGAUCGGCAGUUCUCAGUUACAGAUGCUCUGGAGGAUGUAAGCACCAGCCCUCAAUCCACUGAAGAAGUAGUCCAGUCUUUUCUGAUGUCUCAGAACAUUGAUGGACAAAAUAGCUAGAGAACUUGGUCGAUUAACCAAUUAAGUUUUUUCCCCCAGAUUACAAGGGAAAGUCAUACUGUGAAAUCUAAACCAUGUAGUUUUCUGGGGGCUGGAAUUUGCAUUGAAACACUGGUCCAGUCCAUUGAAGAAUGCCCAUACAGAUGAAUAUGAGUUAAGUUCUUAUCAGCAUGUGUAUGGCAUGUUUAGUUUGGCUUAUUGAAUUUGAAUACCAAACACCAGGAUCCCCCUCCCCCUUCUUUUGCAAAAGAAGCUACUUUGCAGGAAAUCUGCAAAUAAACUUAAAUAAAACUGUUUAAGAGUUAAAAGAGUUGCAUCCUUAUUAUGAAAGGAAGGUUUCAGCAAGAAAAUUCUUCCAACAAGUAGAAGUAAUAAAUACUCUAUUGUCAGAAAUGGAAAAAAGUGUUUAUACUUUAUGCAUUGUAGCAGAGCUAAUGAUAAAUAUUAACAAAAGAGGAAAUGCCCUAGCUUUGUUUGCUGCCUUAUGAAGAAAAGUGGCAAAGAACAACUCCAGAAAGAAAUGUGUUGUAAACCACACUAGUUUGUUAUGGAAGUAACCGCCAUGUGUUGUUUUUAGUCAUCUGAAUUGGACCAGCAUUCAUCUGUAAGUGAUAGAAGAUCCAGUAGACCAGCAAUCCAAAUUUCCUUUGGUACAGUACAAGAGCUAUAAUAAUUUUCCAUGAAAGGACCAGGAGAAUCAAAAGUGGACCAGCCUGUCUAGGAAAGUCUUUGGACCAGUGGCUUUAAUUUAAUAUUCCUGCCCUGCAUUCACUUUUACAGUAGAAUUAUUUCAUUUAGAUGUACGAUCAGUGAUAAUACAAAAAUAUAUUCAUGUGAUAGAUACAAAACUAGGAAUUGAACAUUUUUUAGCAGUUGCAAUGGCAUGUUUUCAACUAGUAAGCUUCUACAGAUAUUAAAAUGUCAAUGCCAUAAGCAAAAACUAAAAAUGCUUAACUGUUUGCUGCAGCCAUUCUUUUCUUUUUUAAAUGGGCUUACUCUAAUAAUUGAGGCAGUAACUGGUUUAUACUGACUAAUAGUUUUGUAUUACAAUCCAGUUCAAUUUUAUGUUUGUGAAGAUCACAACUUAUUGUACAGUUCGCAAGGGUCAGUGGGAAAUGCCAAAAAAGCACAACAGGUCUUUUUUGUGAUGCUCAUUUCUACAUUAAACAAUAGUACAACCAGAAACUGAUUCUUCUAUGUUAAUUUAAAAAGCUUCAGUCAGAUGUAAAGAUCCCUUAACAAUGCCUCUCUCACUAGCUUGUCUUAAUUUUUGUUUUACGUUUUUUGUUAUUUUGUUUUGCUUUAAUUGAACCAAGUCUGUUUUAAUGUUGAGGUAAUCAAAAUUUUUGAAAAAUCUACAUAGCAUAGCAAACUAGAAAUAAGUCAUUGCUUUUACCUCAAUUCUUAUUAUAGUGGCACAAACAGUGCCUCUAUAGUUAAGGGUCUGUCAGUUUUUCCCCCCUAUUUUCAGGGGUUUAUAAUUUGGCUGUGAAAAUUCAGUCCAGGUUGAAGCAUGGCAAACAACUACAGUACUUGGAGUGAAUUUUAUUUUGUUAUGAAGUUUUUUUGUCUUCAGAUUAUAAGAGUGUGGUAUACAAAAAACAAAAUAGAAGUUAGUGAUUUCAGACACUUCUUUGAACUCCUAUAAUUUUAAUAAUGGCUUCGGUUUUAAACUGAAAAGUUGCAGGCCAAUAGUUCAUAAACCAGUGCCUUCAAGUAUUUUUGAGGGGGAGUAACACCAAGUUAAAAAAUAAGUUACUUAAUUUGGAAAUGUGGUUUUAGCGCUAGUGUAGUUGUGAUUCUUUCAUU
Messenger RNA from Dermochelys coriacea (leatherback sea turtle), 3698 nucleotides. RefSeq names its product amyloid beta precursor protein binding protein 2 (gene APPBP2). NCBI's taxonomy places the organism in Eukaryota, Metazoa, Chordata, Testudines, Dermochelyidae. The transcript has 13 exons. Gene Ontology annotation, molecular function: protein binding. Gene Ontology annotation, biological process: intracellular protein transport. Bases 129 to 1889 code for a protein of 586 amino acids. The record is from RefSeq and is a predicted model, not a curated record.